Ostertagia ostertagi is the source of this 264-nucleotide messenger RNA. The record is from the annotation of a GenBank genome assembly. NCBI's taxonomy places the organism in Eukaryota, Metazoa, Nematoda, Chromadorea, Rhabditida, Trichostrongylidae.
AUGGGAGAUCUCGCAGCUGCAUUCGCCAAUGCGGAACUCACUCCAAGUGUGAUAGACAACCCACCAAAACAAAACUCACCUGGGAUGGUAUCCAGGUCGAACCUGGAAAUGACCAUGUCCGACAAGGAAUCUGAAAAAUGCCCCUCGUUUUCAUCUCCCCGGAGCGGACCCGGAGAGCAUCUUCUCCCUACUGAUGAUCGAUCCCGACAAUCUAUCGAGGAAAAACCCAUCGGUCGCGGAAUGGCUACAUUGGCUAGUGUGUAA